GAGACGGAGGAAAAAAAAGCAAGAGGCGAGCCCCUCCGUUUGCGCGUCAGCAUCCCCUCAAAUAGCAAGCUGCUGCUGUCACUUCUGUCCAGCACACUGACAGAUAUACGACUGCAGCCCCGAAACAACUAUUAAAGGCCAAUUCCAAUUUGGCAUGCGGUGAUUUUUUUUGUCUCCCCUUUUUGAUGCCAAAGAAGGAGCAUAAAGGGAGGCUGUGAGGAGGCUGGAGCUUUGCAAAAGAAUGAUAGUGAGGAUCAAGGCGCGCAGUCCCAGGAGAACUCAUCCAGAGAGCUGGCCGUGAGAGAUGCUCCUCUAACACACCCGGGGUUUUCCUGAUCCGACGGUCUGAGUUGCGGUGCUGGAGUUUGAGUGAAAGUGAGGGAGUGGGCCAGACGGAGUGGGUGUCAUGGCUGACAGGAACGGACCAGCUUCGGACCCUAAAUACCAAAACCUGCUGCUCCUGGGAGCCAUCGCAGCAGCGUCCGCCUUUGUGGUCACCAUCCUUAUCGUCCUUGUUUGCGUAGGUUGCCAAAGAAAAAGCAAGAGCAAGCACCCCCCAGCUGGAGAAAAAGGGACAUCUGUAAAUAUGCAGGGUACUCUUCGGCAUCCAAAACUGAACUCCAUGAGUAAAUCUGACACCAGGCUCCAUGAGAUCAACCGCUUUCCCUGCAAUGGAAACUCUGUUAGUAAGAGCCGCCCAGCCAGCAUGGACCUCCUGCUCCUUCACAGCCGGCGUUCCCAGACGGACCUGAGGCCCUCCCAUGGGCGCCAGCUCCCUCAGAUCCCCACCAGUCCACAAGGAUCUGGCCAGGGGGUCGGAGGAGGGGACUCAGUAAGCGAGGGAGGAGGUGGCGGAGGGGAGGCUAGGGACCACACCUACACAGAAGUGGGCCUGCGAAAGAACCCCACUCCCACACACUACCUGGACGAUGGCCUAUAUGAGAGCGUCGGUGUCCGGGAAGGUGAUGCGAGCGCCAAAGUCCCCUCUGCUCCCCCAACAACAUCAACCAACAGUCCAGCGACAACCAGAGAGGCUCAAAGCCCCCCAACUAAUGCUAACGGAGCUCGCAACGGAAACGGGCAUGCCAAUGAUGGCAGAGGGAAUGGCAGAGGAAACGGGACCAUUCAAGGAGCGUUGACAGGAAGAGUUAACGGGGCGAGUGGGACAAACAGGUCCCCUUUGUCCUCUGUCAACUCCCUGGUCAAUCAGGAGCUAUCCACAGCUGAGUACGCGUCCAUACGAAAGUUUAGAAAGGUUGACAAGUUAAGCAGGAAGGAGAAUAACGGAGGCGACAGCCAGUCAGACAGCCAGUCGAGCGUGAGUGAUUCACCCUCCACUGCUCCUCCUCCACUGCACCGCAGCCAGGAGUUCCCACGCAAGACGCUGGAACCAUUUCACCUGCACUCCUUCCCAAAGGAACCAGUGUUCAUGGGAAAUGGAGAGCAGUACAUCUGGAAGCCUCCAGAAGAAGAUGAGAUCAUCACCUUGCACGCACCUCCACACCGAGGAGAGAACGGACUCGGGCAUCCAUCCCCACCAACUGCAAAAGAGAUUGCAGAUACCUACUCCAUCGUAUGUAAAACCCAGAAAAAGAAACCUCCUAUGGAGCACAACGGCGCGAAGACCCUCCCACGCUCCUUCGGGGGAGAUAGGGGAAACCAGGGUUCUCGAGGCCGAGGCCGGGGAGUCCAGGGCCAGGCGCGUUCCCAGGAGGAGCCCUGCUACGAGCCGGUAGGAGACAAGUCUUGGUCCUCUCCAGUGCCAGAGACGGAUCCGGCGUACGCUAGUAUUGACACCCAGCGGAAACGUGAGCAAGUGGCUACCAGUACUAGCACAGGUGGGGGUAGUGCCACUCUGAAGAGGAAGAAGCAGACACCCCAGCAGGCAGCACCAGCGGGACCUCAAAGCUCAGGACCCCCCGCCCCUUCUGCUAGAAACCUCCCUGGUGGGGAACAUUUCUAUGAGACCAUCAGCGAUGUAAAACAGGGGGCAAACAGCUCCAGCACUACUACCAUCUUCACCUUCAACGAUGGGAUGGAGAUGUACGUCACUGGCCUGUAGCACACUGGUGAGCAGAGGAGCCCCAGAGGCCACUGGUAUUGAUUCCAGGGGUCUUCCUGUUCACCGGCCAGCAGGUUGCUGUACAUAGACACAAGGCAGGCCCUCUAUAGUCAAUCAGCGUAAGGAUCCAUUUUGUGUUGACAUCAGGUACAAACAGGGUCUUAAUUCAGGUUCAGACAUCCUUUGAUCGGUGUAUAUUUCAGAACCAGCCUAAGCCUAGUCCAGCCCAAAUAUGGACCAAAUGCAUUUGAACAAAAAGGAAAAACACAUUCACACAUCUGGAGAAUUCAUCUUCGAUGUUAUAUGUCACACUGGCCAUAUCCACCUGUUUGUGCAUCAUAUCCCAUAACAUUUUUAUUUUUAUAUGGACACUGCUCACCUAAAAAAGAACUUUUUUUAAACACUU
Molecule: messenger RNA, 2468 nt
Organism: Cololabis saira (Pacific saury)
Lineage: Eukaryota; Metazoa; Chordata; Actinopteri; Beloniformes; Belonidae
Exons: 9
Coding region: 407-2062 (551 amino acids)
Biological process (GO): T cell receptor signaling pathway; negative regulation of T cell activation; intracellular signal transduction
Cellular component (GO): plasma membrane; membrane raft
Source: RefSeq, a predicted model, not a curated record